UCAGUCUGUGUCGUGACUCCUGACCGCCAAUUACCCCGCGGACCCGCGCUUCCGAUUCUGACCCACGUGUGAAGUGCGCCCGUGAAAUUUCCGCCUUCUGCCGAUCGAUCGAGCGAUUAACUGGAUCUUGGUCAGACUCUCAACAUCGGGACAUGCAGCCAAUAUUAUUGACCCUGCUGGUCGUUGCGACCCUGUGGCAGGGCUGCUCCCUCGGAACCCCCCGAAAUGAGCUCGUUGAAGUCUUCAGUUGGAAAACCCUGGACUUCGCUUACCCGAGUGAACAGAGCCGGCAGCAAGCCAUCGCCGCGGGUGACUUCAUCCCCGGGAACAGCGUCCCCAUGGGGGUCGAGGUGUGGCAGGACAAGGUUUUCAUCUCCGUUCCUAGGCUGGGGAAGGGUGUCCCCUCGUCCCUCAACUACGUCAAAAUGAAUGACAUGUACAAAGCCCCGAAGUUGAUCCCGUACCCGAAUUGGGCGUCGCAGAACAUGAAGUCGAAGGAGCCGGGCCUCAAGAUCGUCUCGCCGUUCCGGAUGAGCGUGGACGCCUGCGACCGGCUCUGGAUGGUCGACCUGGGGAUCCUGGACAUCAAGACCUCCUUCACGAAGCUUUUCCAGCCGAGGAUCCUCGUCUUCGACCUCAAGACCGACCAGCUCGUCCUCGAGCGGGAGAUCGAGGCCAAGCUGCUGCCCUGCCGCACCUGGAUCGCCAACAUCAUCGUCGAUGUCGAGAGGGACAACUGCCAGGACGCCUGGGCCUACAUCCCGGAUCUCUGGGGCAAGGUCCUCAUCGUGUACAGCAUGCAGAAGAAUGACGCUUAUCAGGUGAACCACCAGUACUUCAACUCUGACCCACUGGCCGGCAACUACUUCAUCGGAGGCUUCAACUUCCGGUGGGACGACGGUAUCUUCGGGGUGGCGCUAUCGCCGCGCUCGGCGGAGACCGGCGAGAAGACGCUGUUCUUCCACGCGCUCUCCGCCUACACCGAGUACGCCGUCUCGACGCGCGUCCUCAAGAACGCCACCCUCGCCGCCGACUUUUACGGCUACAAGCUCCUCGGCUCCCGCGGCGGGGAAUUCAACCAGGCCGGCGCCCAGUCCAUGGACCCCCAAACGGGCGUCCUCUUCUACACGCUCCCCCACAAGAACGCCAUCGGCUGCUGGAACGCUUGCGAUAAAUCGCAGGAAUACUCUCCUCGUACUGCUGUUCAGGUCGUGCAGAACAACGUGACGCUUCUCUACCCCUCGGAUUUGAAAGUAGACAGGGCCAGUCGCGUUUGGGUCGUCUCGAACAAGCUGCCCGUCUUCAACAACGAUGCGCUGAACAACAACGAGGUCAACUUCAGGAUCUUAUACGGCGAGGCGAACAAAGUAAUAGAGGACACACCAUGUGACCCCAACUUCGUGGCGCCCCCGGUGUUCGACAAGGGACCCCAACACCAGCAUCAGCACCAGCACCAUCAAAGAAGACGCGCUCACCAACGAAGGGCACCACAGCCGGCGACGUCAGCCAUCAAAACUGUACCCAGACUCUGGCCCUGAGCAUGCAAAGCACAUAAAUAGCUCGUCGAACAAAUGACAUCACACGGUGUUGCACAUGCACAUUUCACGUGGACCAUGGUGCAAAAAUUAUUUUGGUGACCGGUGCACCUUACUUGGAUUAUUCAGUUGACCUGAUGGACGGUGAUGAUCGUAAGGAAUUCAUAACUUUUUGACAAAGAGCGUUAAACUCUUAAACUCGCACCUGUAAGAGGCUUAUCAGAUGUUUUAUUGCAUCCUAUUCAUGAGUGUAAAUAUAAUCUUAUUUAUUGAUUUUUCGUGAAUGCAGUGAAUAGAUGCGGAUUGCGGCCCGGCACGUCAAUUCUGUAAUUUUUUUUUUAAUAUUUUUGUUUGAAGUAUUUCUCACGAAAUUGAUUUUUACGGGUCACUGCCACUAGGAGUGCAUCUUUAAAUAUUUUUUCCGUGACUUUUUAUUAAAUUAAUUGGUAUGAUUAAUCGAUUAGCUCGUUUGGAGAUGCUCAAAAGUAGAUGUGCCAAGACAAAAUAUUCUCAAAUUAUUCAUUAAUGCUCACUAAAAUUUUGAAGGAGUCUUUAGAAAGUCUCGAAGAGUCGAAUAUUAGUACCAUAUAACAACUGAACGUUCAGUCCAGAUGAUUCACUGAAGUUAAUAUGAAUUUAGUUUUUUUUUUACCUCACUUUCUUCACGGUUGCUGUGGAAUAAUCACUAAAUAACCAGACAACAAAACAACGAAUGUAGUGACUUCUAAGAGGAUCUUUUUCUUAUCCAUUUUGCCAGCCUCUUUUUGUUCUAUUUUUAAUACUUUACAAUGACAAAACAUGGUGUGACCAAAAUAUCUAUAAUUUAUGAAUGCAUGAACCGGACAAGGAGUCACAACAACGAUUUUAGUCUUAAAAUUUAAAUUAAUGAGCAUGGAUACUUACAUUUAAGCUCCUAAGGAGCGUCUCAGAUUGUUUUUCUCCUUUCGCUAUAUGCGCAGAUUAAGGUUCCCGAUAUUGCGCAUACAUCGAAGGAGGUAAAGUAAUCUGAAACGGGCUCUAGUAUUUAGAUGACCAGCGCAUGCCCUUAAGAAUGUCACAAGAAAUAUCAUUGGACUUGAGUUGCAUCGUAACUCAUAAAACGUGUGUAAAUUUUUGACAAGUCUAGUACGCUCAUUAAAAUCUUAUUGAACUGAUGAAAAUAUUAAUGUUACGUAAUUUUAUUUUAGCUAAUGUGUUUUUGUCCAAUUUACAUCUUAUUGAGUAAGACUUUUUUACUGUUUUUAAGUUGACGUUAAAUUAAAUUGAAACGUACCAAUUUUAA
This is a messenger RNA of Bemisia tabaci, 2817 nucleotides long. RefSeq names its product dopaminechrome tautomerase. NCBI's taxonomy places the organism in Eukaryota, Metazoa, Arthropoda, Insecta, Hemiptera, Aleyrodidae. The record is from RefSeq and is a predicted model, not a curated record. Gene Ontology annotation, cellular component: extracellular region.